CCCAGAUCAAGUUCAAGCUGUUGGACAAACGGCUAACAAGGCACUGAUAAAAAAGUACACAAGUACAGGUAGCUAUGUACAGAUGCUCCCAUUGGUUGAUGAUAGUAAGAGACACAUAAUGGACAUCUACACUAAGCUAUGUUUAGAUGAACUAGUUGACAAAAGUGGGAAGAUUCAACACAAGAAAAUUAAUUCAUAUGAAGAGAUUUUCCACUUUCAGACCAGGGAGGGUUAUCCAAUCAAACGUAUUGUUGUAAGCGGAUCAGCAGGAAUUGGCAAGACAACCCUAAUUGACAAAAUUGCUUAUGAUUGGGCAAUGGGCAACAGUGAGACACUCAAUAAGUUCAAACUUGUUUUUGCUUUAAAAAUGCAUUCAUUGCAACAAAGUAGCAACUUAGAAGAUGCCAUCUUUAGUGAAAAGCUUCUGACCAAAGACUGUGUAGAUCAAUCUGCCUUGAAAGAGUUUGUUGACAAGAACCAAGACAAAGUAUUGAUUCUCUUGGAUGGAUUUGAUGAAUUUAAAUUUUAUCUGCUUGACACAUCCUCAUUUGGUUCGAUUCUCAAUAUUCUGAAUCGAAAGCUGGGCCCAGAAUGUUGGGUAGUUAUUACAUCCCGUCCUCCCCUUGACAAAUUAGUCAACAAAUCAUUGGUUGAAAAGCCCUAUGCUCAUGUGAGAGUUGAGGGGUUUUCCGAUACAGAUAAAGAGGAAUAUGUGAAUAAAUUCUUCCCUGAUGAUCAUGUCAAGGCUAGCAAGCUUACAGAUCAGAUAAAACAAUCAGAAACCUUGUCUGAUUUGGCAAAGAGUCCCAUGCUACUGCUGCUCAUGUGUUUGCUGAUGGGGAGCACAGAGAACACCCUCCCAGACACAAUGACACGACUGUAUAACAAAGCACUGAAUUACAUAUUCAAAAGAAAAACAAGAGACAUCAAAGACGCUGCAAUAUCUAAGAUUUUGAUUUCUAUUGGAAAGGUUGCUCUAGGUAGUCUCCUUUCUAAAGAUCAGUCAUUUGCCUUUAGAGAAGGGGACUUUAAAAAGAGUGCGUUAGAUGCAGCAAUUAAUGCAGGUGUCCUCACUAGUGAGAUGGUCAUUGAUGGGCUUGUUACCUAUCAAAGAGUGUCUUUUAUGCACCACACAUUUCUGGAGUAUUGCGCAGCGAUGUACUGGCAAAGCUUGAUAAAUAGCUGGACAAAUAGAAGAAAGUUUAACAGAAUCCUAGAUCAGGCAGCUGUUAAGUUGGCAGAUUCUUCACGAUAUGAUUAUCUGCUCCGGUUUUGUUGUGGAGACAAUGUGGCAUGUACAAGUCGUAUUUUACAGAAGGUGCAUCAAGGCAUGAAUUCGGAACUUGUCGUUAUUUGUUAUUUCGAGAGUCAGUCACAGGAACUGCCACCAGCAAAUGUUAUCAGUUCAAUUCUGACUGUUAGUGUUAUACUUUCCAUGUGGAAUAAUGAUAGUACAAAUGCAUUCUUUCAUUUUCUGAACCAAGUGGCAGCCAUCAGCAGAGGAAAUGAUUAUUUCACAAAGGCUAAACGUUUGGAUGUGUUUUAUUUUAAUUUCCCGAGGUUUGGGGAUGAUUUGGCAAAGUCAAUAAAACUAAUGACCAAUUUACAAUCUCUGGGUCUGAGAGACAGCUCAUUAACUGCCGACAAUACCAAUCAAAUCCUAUCAUCAUUGGCAAGUCCAUCAACAUUGACUGAGCUAGACCUCUCAUGGAAUGAAGCCUUGGGUGGCUCUGUGUCAUUGUUGGCUGCUCAAUUGAUGGAAUUGAAAGCCUGAAGGAGCUGGACUUUAGUGAUUGUUCACUG
This is a messenger RNA of Asterias rubens (European starfish), 1803 nucleotides long. RefSeq names its product NLR family CARD domain-containing protein 4-like. The transcript has a single exon. The coding region runs from base 83 to 1774 and encodes 563 amino acids. The record is from RefSeq and is a predicted model, not a curated record. Lineage: Eukaryota; Metazoa; Echinodermata; Asteroidea; Forcipulatida; Asteriidae.